AUGCUGGUGACGGAAGAGUUGGUUUGGCCAUGCAUUAAUCGCUACGUCCGGCGCUGGGCACGUAAGUGCAUCGCUGUCCAGCGUUCCAAUAUACAGCGACACACCUUGACAGCACUUCGAGCACUUCCAACCUCGGACUCCCGAUUUCAUCAUGUCCACCUGGACAUAGUCGACCCACUACCAUCCUGCUACGGACACACGUAUCCCCUGACGUGCGUAGAUAGAUUCACCCGUUCGGCGGAAGCCAUUCCUAUCGAGGACAGCACCACUGAAACGGCUACAAGUACAUUUUUGCAUCAUUGGGUUGCCCGCUUUGGAGUGCCCUCCACAAUCACAACGGACCAAGGCCGGCAGUUCGAAUCUGCCCUCUUCAUUGCCAUCGCUCAGCUCAUCGGUGCUUCUCGCAUACGUACAACGGCGUACCACCCCAUGAGCAGUGGCAUGGUGGACCGUUUUCAUCGCCAGCUCAAGGCAGCGCUCACAGCAACCGAAGAACAACAACUGGGUGUGAGGCGCCUCGGUCGUCUUUUGGGCAUGCGGUCCACCCUAAAAGAAGACAUUGGCUGCAGCACCGCGGAAUUGGUGUAUGGCAUGACACUCAGGCUGCCAAGGCAGUUCUUUGCGUGCAGCUCAGUCGAAGAACCACUUGUUAGUAGUGGUUACGCACUUCGUCUACGAGAUAUAAUAAGCAAACUUCGUGCUACGCCCCCGCGGCAGCCAGGAACGCGGUCCGUACACGUCGACCAGUGGCUCACAGUGUGGUCCAUACGUUUUGUGCGGCACGACGCCGUUCGGAGGCCCCUCCAGCCAUAUAUGAUGGGCCAUUUGAAGUCCUCCGUCGUGGGGAGAAGCACAUCACCAUCGAUAGAUUCAGUCGGUAGGUGGUCGAGUCGCUUGACCGUGUCACGCCGGCACGCACGGUCAGCGGCAACGCUGCGGUGUCUUUGCAAAGGGAGCUCUCACCUCCGCCAAGACCUUAAGCUGCAGCGCGAGCUCAAGCUCCAGAGGUACUCCUACGACGAACGCCCAGCGGACGGGGCUCAAGAGCUCGCCUGGACCUUUAGCCAUUUCUGA
Messenger RNA from Rhipicephalus sanguineus (brown dog tick), 1074 nucleotides. RefSeq lists its product as uncharacterized. Gene Ontology annotation, molecular function: nucleic acid binding. Gene Ontology annotation, biological process: DNA integration. The record is from RefSeq and is a predicted model, not a curated record. NCBI's taxonomy places the organism in Eukaryota, Metazoa, Arthropoda, Arachnida, Ixodida, Ixodidae. The coding region runs from base 1 to 1074 and encodes 357 amino acids. The transcript has a single exon.